Molecule: messenger RNA, 7179 nt
Organism: Chlamydomonas reinhardtii
Lineage: Eukaryota; Viridiplantae; Chlorophyta; Chlorophyceae; Chlamydomonadales; Chlamydomonadaceae
Exons: 2
Coding region: 126-5180 (1684 amino acids)
Source: RefSeq, a predicted model, not a curated record
AUAGCAGGCGCCAGCACGAUAACAGAGCUGUUUACCGACAGACCAGCAGGCACCACGUGGGCUUUCGCGCCGAAACUUAGGGUGGUCUGCCUUUCAGCCCCCGCGCGGCCGCGGCGACGCUCCAAAUGAUCCCGACAACGUAUCGAAAUACAGGAGUGGGCCAACAGGUGCAGCGCGAGCGGAAGGCCGGUGCCGGAAGCACUGCUGAGUGGGCUCGCGCGGAGCUCCGGCCUUGGUCACAACUGAGCCCCGUCGACGCCUCAUCGCCCGCAGCUGCCGUCUACAAGAGCUGCAGCCACCAGGUCACAAAUGACACGGCUACUCAAGAAGGCGACAGCACAGUGACCAGCGCCCGUGCAGGAAACUCAAACAUUUCGGAAGCAACUCCCGACGGGACCCUGCGAGCUCGGCUGCUGCGGUCGCCACAGCUCGCGUUGUUGUGGCCGCCGUGCGUAGCUGCACACGAGGCGACCGCGACUGCUGCUGAUUCUGAGACGGAGCUCCUGGCGCUCGUGCUUCUGCCCUCGCCCGCACCGGCCUCCACUUCUGCAGCAGGAGCCAAAUCCUUAGCAACCGCGAGCGGCGCCGUCGCGGCGAUGGUGCCCGCCGGUGACGACAACAAUAGCGCAAGCAACAGCGACAGCAGCGGGCUUAGGCUCGCGCUCGGCGGCACACCCGCAGCCACAGGCGCAGCACCGGCCGCAGCACCGGCUAUUGCGAAGGCAUUCGCAGAGCCGCGCGGCAGCUGCGCCUGCGGCGACCAAGGCGCACGCUCGGCUGCAGCUUCGCCGCCGCACUCGCCUGCCCCGUCUGCAGUGCGACACAGCAGGGCGGUGCGGGAGGCGGCAGCUCCGCCCACCCCGCGGGGCGCAGCAGCAGCAGCACCAGCAGUAGCACCAGCAGUAGCGGCAGCAGCAGCACCAGCAGUAGCAGUAGCAGUAGCACCAGCAGUAGCACCAGCAGUAGCGGCAGGAGUGGCGACUGAGCCGGCAUCUGGGUCGGCGUCAAACGUCGUGGUGGUGGAUGCGGCGGGUGAGCAAGUGGGUCUGGGACGCGACGUGGACACGUGUGUGGGCUUGUUGGGCGGCGGCGGCAGCAGCGGCGGCGGCGGCCUGGUGUGCUACUGGUCCGCAUCAAGCAGCUUUGAAGGCGAGCCCAUCCACAGCGGCCCCUGCAACGGCAGUAGCAGCCUUGGCGGCAGCGGCGGCGCCGGCACAGCUGCAGCAGCCGCAGGCGGCUCAAUGCCGGCGGGUGGCUGCUCCGCUACCCCCAGCGUCAGUCUACUGCCGUCGCCGUUGCCGUCGGCGGCGCCGCCGAGCGGGAGCAGUUGCACCGGCAGUAGCGUCAGCAGCACCUUCGGUGGCGGCGGUGGCGUUGUCAAAGCCUGCGGCCGCAGCGGCAGUAGCAGCUACAGCGGCGCGGGCAGCGCUACCAAAGCCUCCCCGUUCCGCGCUGCUGCAGCCGCAAGGGCCGCUGUUGACGUAUCGCCAAGGUCACCUUAUGGUGGAGCAGGUGGCGGCGACGGCGGCGGCGGCGGCAGUAGCAGCGAGUGGAGCACCGCGGAGACCGGCUUUCUGCCUGAGGCGUUCUGGGUCUCGUGCAGCGAUGCGCCCGCCGCCGCCGGUGGGGCUGGUGAUGGCAGCGGCCGUGCUACAGCCAGCGGGGACGGGCUGGCUCCGAUACCGCGGCAGUUGCAGCAACAGCUGCAGUCCCGGGAGACGCAGGACUGGGACCGGGCCAGUGCCGAUGCCGCGGCGCGCGACGCAGGUGGCAGCGGCAGCGGCAGUAGGGGUGCGGGCACCAGCGGGCCCAUCACGAUCAAGGCGCGGCGGGUCCUGGCUGCUACUGCCGCCGACGCCAUCGCUGAAUCCGCCCGGAGCGCGCCGCGGCUCAGCAGCACCGAGCCGCUACAGCCGCUGGCAGCGGCGCUGGCGGCGGCGGCGGCGGCCGGCGAGGAAUACCUCCGUUCGCCCCACCCGUGCACGUCCCCACCGUCAAGCCCGUUCCUGACCGGUGGCGGCGCGGCCGGCGCUGCGGCCGUGGCCCACGGCCAGGAUAAUCGCAAGGCAGCGGCGGCGGCGGCGGCGGCACAUGAUAGACUGCUGCAGGCGGCGCCGCCGCCGGCCUUCUGCAGCUGCCUGCCUGCGCUGCAGCCGUCCGGGGGCUGGUGGCCGCCGUCCAUCGGCACCCGGCCAGCUGCCGCUCCCAACCCAGCCGCCGCCGCCGCCGCCGCCGCCGCGCCCGCCGCUGUCGUACAAGUGCGGCGUCAAGCCGCAGUGGAGGACGGGGGCUCCGGCGCCGGCGGGCCGCGGAGUGCGGCGCCGCCGCCGCUGGGGGGUGAGGUGGGGGAGGUGGGGGAGGCGCAGCAGGUGGGACUCGCCGCGCCGCUGCAGCUUGUGCGGCUGCGGCUUGGGCGGUCCGCCACGCCUACUGCAGCCGCAGGCGGCGGCGACGACGUCGGGAUGGGGCAGGAGCAGCAGGAGCAGGACGAGGAGGAGGAGGUGUGCGCGAUGCUGCUACGGCUCCAGCUGCCAGACCUGCCCGCCGCCCCCGCCGCCCGCGCGCUGCGGCUGAGCAUCCGCCUGGACCCCGGCCCCGACACCUGCAACACCAGCCACGAACCGCAGUCGUCAGAGCUGGCGGUGCAGCUGUCUGCGCCGCUGCUGGUACUGCCGCCGGCCGCUGCCGCGCAGGUGGCGGGGCUGUGCGCCAGCAUGACACGCAAGGCCACCGCCGUGGCUGCUGCUGCGGCUGCUGCUGCCAGUGGCGACGCGGGCGAACAGCAGGCUGAGGCUGUAGCAGCCUUGGUGGCUGGGGCCUUGGCGGCUGAGGCCGUGCGGGGCAGCAGCAGCAGCAACAACGGCAGUAGCAGCAACAACGGCAGUAGCAGCAGCCUGUGGACUGCGGCAGCGGCAUCCGAGCCGGUGGCGUGCCCGCCGCCAAACGCUUUCCAGGCGACUCCGCUGCUGCUACAGCCGGCGUCACCGACUUCACCGGUGGUGCGUCGCCGCCCGUCGGUGCGCGGCGGGGCUUUCGCGCCCUGGAGCUCUCCGCCGCCGGCGGCCCCUGCCACGCCACAGCAAACCCGCCGCCUGCAACCGCAGCAGCAGGCAAAGACGCCGCCCCGCACUGCGCUGCCGGCGCAUGUGGCGCAGCUGCUGGCGCCGGCGGAGCGGACCGCAGCAGCAGGCGCAGCUCGUGCGGGUGCUGCUGCGGCCAGCAGCUGCAUGGUGCCCGCCGGCGCGGCGGCCGCUGCCGGCGCCCCGCCUGUGCUGUCAGCUGGCGCGGCCGCUGCAGCGGCGCGCGUGUGGGGUCCCUACCCUACGCCCCUGCCUGAGGACGUGGCGGCGGCGGCGGCGGAUGCGGCGGCGGUGGCGGCACAGCCUUGCGGCGCCGUGCCGCUGCCGCCCAGCGCGACCCAGCAGCAGGGCGACCCGCCUCCGCCGCCAUCCUCUGCCGCCACCUGGCCUGACACAUGCCCCAUCGGAAGCACUACGGGUGUUGAACUAGCUGCCGAUGCCGAUGCUGGCGCAUCCGCACUCCUGCCGCCUUGGCUGCCGGCCUCACCAGCAGCUCGGCCGCCGCCGGUGCCCCGGGCACGGCCCUCCCUAGGAGCCCGCCGCCCGCCGCUCAGCGAUGCCUGUGCCUUCCAUCCUGCCGGCGGCGCGUGUGAUUACGGAGCUGCUGUAGGUAGCGGCAGCCGGAGCGGCAGCCGGAGCGGCAGCAGCUACAACAACAGCGGCGCCGCUGACCGCUUCGGGGCUACCGCUGCGCCGCCGCAGCGGCCGCGGGGGGCGCGGCGGUGCUCCACGCUACAGCCGUUGAGCCGGCCGGCCACACUGCUGGCGGUGGUGACGGAGGGCGUGCCGCUGGACCCGGCGGAGGCUGCUGCAGCCGAGGAGCUGGGCGGCGGCGGUGCUACAGCCGCCGCCGGCCCGGACGUUUGCUCACCGGCUUCGUGGGGCUCGUCGGGCUUGCUGCGGCAGGGAGAGGUAGCGCCGUCGGCGACGGCUGCCGCUGCUGGUCCAGCCGCCGGUGGGGAGGCCGCCGUUAAUGGGGCCGUUAGCGCUGCUGGCAACAGGCGCGGCGGGUUUGUGCGCCAGUGGACCGGAGACCUCGGCGGCGGCAGCCUCAGGAGCCGACGCGGUAGCGAUGGCACAGUCACAGGCGGCGGAGCCGCCAGCGGCGGCGGCAAUGACGGCGGCUGCGGCGGCGGCUGGGCUGCGUGGGAGGAGGCGGCGCGGCUGGACGGCCUCGACCCGCGCAUUGCGGCGCCGCCGCUGCCGGCUGCACGCCAGCUGGUGCGCUCCUUCAGCGCCGCCAUGCUGCUCGACCCGGGCCUGCUGGGGCUGGGGCUGCAGCAGCAGCUGCAGCAGCAGCUGCAGCUACAGCCGCCUGCCGCGCCCAAGUCUGUCUUGGUGGGUUUGGCACUGGCGACGCCAGAUGCGAGCAGCAGUGCUGCGACUGAUCCGGCAAUGGCGGCGGUGGCCACGCCGGCGGCCUCAGUGGCCAGGAUGCUGCCGGCGACGUCGGCACCGCCGCUGGCCGCCGCAGCCCUUCCGCCGCUUCUCAUGCCGCAGUCGCGAGGCCAAGGCAGCAAGAGCAGGGGUGCCAGCAACAGCAGCGGCAACAGCAGCGGCAACAGCAACGCUGCCAGCAUUCAUGGCCGCAGCCCUAGCGACAUGGGUGUGGACGCUGCCAUGGUGUCACCGGCUCCACCUCCACCUCCACUGCCGCCGCCGCCGCCACCUAGCCGUCAGCUGGGGGAUGAGCUAUUGGCGCUGAUGCUGCAACAGCAACAGCAACAGCACCAGUGCACCACGCCUGCUGCUCCUGGAGCCCGAGGCAGUGGCGGCACCGGCAACUUGCUGCUGCAGCCGCCAGUGCCGCCGCCGGCGCCCCGGCGCGCACCGCUACUGCCAGCGCCGUGUGCGGUCUCCUGGGCACCGCCGCCUGCGCCGGGGCCGUGGCCACCGACAGCCGUGGGCGAUGUCGCUGGUGCUUGCGGCGACACCUGGGCGAUGCCGCCGCUUCCACCGGUGCUGCCGCCUUUGGGUGCCUACCUUCACCAGCGGAGCGCGGUGGGAGACGGUAGCAUCGUGGCUUCCGGCACUGGGGAUCGCAACCGUAGUGACGCCCACCGCCGCCGGAAUGUGAAGGAGCUGCUCACGGCCUGGUAACGGGAGCGAGCGAGACCGCUCGCGGGCAGGGCUGUAAACGGCAGGAGAUGGGAGAUGGGUGGGCACAUCGCUGACGGGAAGGGGGGCGCGAACGCGUGUUACUAGAGAUGCUGGAUUGCUGGAUUCCAGAUUAUCAGAAAGAAUGCAUUGUGGCAGGCAAGCAGGAGGUACGUGACGUAUAGCGGCGCGCUAACAGAUAGACGAGGCUAGGGGCGGGUGUGCCCAGGCGGACACACGAGCACAUGCACGGCGCCACUUCCGCAAGCAUGGCAAUAACGACUGGUCUUCCAUAAAGUAUUAUCGCAGUAUGACUGCAGCUUUGUGAAGGUUAUGUGCGUGAAAGGCAUAGCGGAGGACGGACAGUCCACCGUGCUGGUUUGCAAGGAGCGGUGGAAGAGCGUGGAGGAGAGCCCGCGCAGGCGCCCGUGUGCGUGGCGCAACAGACUAAUUGCAGGUCGGACCGAGCGUGCGGUGGGCAGCAGCAGGCUAUGAAGUGGGUCGCAGGCAGGGGAUUCCGGAGCCUGGAGAGGGCAGGGGAGUGGCGGAGCGCGUGACAAGCGGGGUGGCGGUAUUUGCCGAUGGGUGGGGUGCGGCACCAAGCGGUGGACUAAGGCGGCCGGCAGUCGAGGGACGGAUGACAGGCACAACGUGCAGCAGGUUGUGUGUGAAUAACAACGAUGCAGCAGGAUGUGUUGUGUGCGACUCAUAUUUGUACCGCAGCCGCCAUGCAGGGGUGGAGCCGCACAUAGGUUGUGCGCCUGUGGACUUCAAUUAUGACAUUGCUUCCUCUGAACACAUGUGUACUGGUACGUACGUACUUGCACCGCAGCAGCAUGCACGCAGGAGGGUUUGUAUGGUUGAUGGCUCGUGCGUGCUUCGGAAGUGGUUGUGUGUGCAUAUGGAUGGCUUGCAUAUUGGCUCCAUUGUGUGCAGCAUCAAUCGCACUUCGUAGGUACUCUCGUAGCUUUGAAUGCAUGCACGCAUUUAGCUCACCACGUAUGGCAGCACAAGCUCUCACGCAAGCAGGAUGUGCGAUUACUUGCACCGCAGCACAUGCACGUAGGAGGGACUGGUUUCUAUGGUUGAUGGCUUGUGCGUGCUUAGGAAGUGGUUGUGUGUGCAUAGUGGAUGGCUUGCACAUUGGCUCUCUUGUGUGCAGCAUCAAUCGCACUUCGUAGGUACUCUCGUAGCUUUGAAUGCAUGCACGCAUUUUAGCUCACCACGUAUGGCAGCACAAGCUCUCACGCAAGCAGGAUGUGCGAUAGGGCACACAUGUGUGCAGGACCGCAGUGCUCACCGCGGCGCCUUGAGCGUCUGUUGGAAUAAAGUAAUGAGUAGUAGUGGAUAGGCAGUUGGUGCUUCAUCGUGCGUUAACGGCUGAUGUGUGCAGGACCGCAGUGCUCACCGCACCGCGGCGCCUUGAGUGUCGUCUGUUGGAAUAAAGGAAUGAGUAGAGGUGGUAGGCAGUUGGGGCUUCAUCGUGCAUCAACGGCUGUAGGGUAAUGCCAAUGCAUGGAAUAAGGAGGUAGCAAACGAAGCAGGCGGGUCAGCAAAAAGCGUGCGUGCGGCUGCGGGCGAUUGCAGCCCUGCCUGCAGGGUGCAAUUAAAGGUGGUGGGUGGCCAGGCGACGCUGGGUAGGUGGGGAAGAGGCCCGCGGGCGGUUGACAGAUACACACACGCACGUGCAACGUGUUGGCAUGUAUGGCGGUGUGUAAAUGCGCGUGGUGUGUGCUGUGGCGUGCGCAGGAAAGGGGCUUUGGCGGCGUGCAUUGAAAGCCUUGUCACCCCCGCUGGGCGAAAUACAAAGGAAAGAUUGGAGUGUGUGGGGCAUGUAAGCUGUAUGGGCUGUGGGACAGUGGGGAUGCGCACGUGUGCACAGAUGUGCCAGCGGGCAAGCUGGUACACGAGCUGGUACGGCCUUUCCAAUCAAGCAGCUCUUGCCUGCUCGCUAAUACGAGAGGCAAGUGGUGCAGAGACUGUAGUCUAACUCAAAAUCAAG